Molecule: messenger RNA, 393 nt
Organism: Perognathus longimembris pacificus (Pacific pocket mouse)
Lineage: Eukaryota; Metazoa; Chordata; Mammalia; Rodentia; Heteromyidae
Gene: Ghrl
Product: ghrelin and obestatin prepropeptide
Exons: 4
Coding region: 37-381 (114 amino acids)
Biological process (GO): gastric acid secretion; negative regulation of inflammatory response; positive regulation of growth hormone secretion
Cellular component (GO): extracellular region
Molecular function (GO): ghrelin receptor binding; growth hormone-releasing hormone activity
Source: RefSeq, a predicted model, not a curated record
UCCUCAGGGCCCUGUCCACACCCAGCCAAGGCCGCCAUGUUGUCUGCAGGGAGCGUGUGCAGCCUGCUGCUUCUCAGCGUGCUCUGGGUGGACGUGGCUAUGGCCGGCUCCAGCUUCCUGAGCCCCGAGCACCAGAAAGCCCAGAGAAAGGACUCCAAGAAGGCACCCAGCAAGCUGCAGCCCCGGGCUCUGGAAGGCUGGCUCUGGCAGGAGGACCCGGGGCAGGAGGACGGGGCGGAGGACCAGCUGGAGUUCAACGCCCCCUUCGACGUGGGCAUCAAGCUGUCAGGGGCGCAGUACCAGCAACACGGCCAGGCCCUGGGGAAGUUCCUGCAGGACGUCCUGUGGGAAGAGGCCAAAGAGGCCCCAGACGCUGAGUGAGGCCUGCGAGGC